CACGCAGUCGCGUCUCUCCAUCUCUCGAGCUCUUAAUACCCUUCUCUCUCCACUCUCCUCUCUUCUUUCACCUCUGCUCAUCAUGUCUUUCGGCGCCACCCGCCCCCUCGCGCGCGCGUUCGCGCCUCGCGUUGGGCGACUCCCUGCCCUCAGUCGGCCGCUGUGUCGCAAUAUCACCACCACCCCGCCCGCGCCCAUCAACCCUUCCUCGGCAGCGCAUGACGGGGGCAACGUCGAGGCGCCGCAUAACGGCAUCAACGUCGACACGCCUGUGCGGAUGGACACUGCCCCGACGCCCGCGCCCGGCGAUGACUUUCCGAUCGUAAUGGUUGGCGCUGGAAACAUUAUGUUUGGCUCGCAAGCCGGGCCGUGGAAUCACUCGUUCCGCAUCGAGCACAAGCUCGGUCCCCGCCUCAAAGUCAAGGCACUGAUCGAUCCGGAUGCGGCGCGCGCUAGAGGCGUCCUUGCCAAGAAGUGCGCGAGCUUCGUGGAGACAGCCUACAAGGACACGCAGGUAUACCCCAACAUUGGCGAGUAUGCGAAGGCGCUCGCGACGAGCGGGGAAUCUGGACCUCGGGCUAUCAUUGUCGGCACACCGCCAGCGUUCCGAGGCGGCGUGGCUGAGGGCCGCCAUCUCGAACUCGACCUGAUCAAGUACUUUCCCACUGUCGGAUACUUCAUUGAGAAGCCCGUAUCGACGGCGCCGAUCGACGAGGUUAAGCAAGUCGCGGCUGAGCUGGUCAAGAACAAGAAUGUUGUGUCGGUGGGGUAUAUGCUGCGGUACCUGCGCUGCGUGCAGAAGAUGAAGCAGAUCAUUCACGACAACAACCUCACCGUCAUGGCGACCAACGCGCGAUACUCUGCGGCAUACCAAUCGAUCGACAAGCCCGCCUGGUGGGACAAAUCCAAGGAUAUGGGCCCGGUAAUUGAACAGGGAACGCACUUCUGCGACCUGUCGCGCUACUUUGGCGGUGAUGUGGAUAUCUCGUCCGUCGUCGCUCACAGCGUCGAGUACGACGAGGCGCCAGGCAAACUCUCCGCCAUUCCCAUCAACGAGAGCGAGAUCCCCGAAGACCAGCGCAUCCCUCGCAUCACGGCCGCUGUGUGGAAGUAUGCGAACGGCGCUGUCGGCAGCUUUACGCACACAGUCGCGCUCCAGGGUACGCUGUACGACUGCGAGCUCGAGGUAUGGGCGGACGGUUACCACAUGCGCCUGAUUGAUCCCUACAAUGCGCCGCAACUCCUCGUCCGCCGGCCUGGCGAUGACCACAACGAGCGCCAUCAGUUCACCGACGACGACCCCUUUUUCUCGGAGAUGAGCGCGUUCAUCGACAGCGUCGAGGGCAAGCCGGACAGCCAUAUUCUCAGUUCAUUUGAGGACGCGACCAAGACGUACGAGCUUACAUGGGCGAUUCGCCUCGCGUCCGAGAAGAGCGCAGCGGCGCGCAGGGCGACCUCCAAGUCCUAGCUCCACUUCCCAGAUAGACACUAACACAGAACAUUGGAAACUGUGGCGAUGUAUCAUAGUGCGUGUAAAGGUCAGUCAUCGGCGAGAGACGGGGCGAGCAUGCGAGCAUAAUGCCUACAACAACUGUUUGAAACAAUCCUAUUCUCUCUUCCCAUCUGCUCCUUUGCCAUGUGUUGCACUCUCCUCCGACCCGGCAGAUCCCUUACCCGCCCCUUCCUUCUCCAACUCUGGCGUGGUCUCCGGCGUCGAUCCCCCGCUCCCAGAGCUCGUGCUGCCCCCGCCCUCACGCAG
Cutaneotrichosporon oleaginosum is the source of this 1759-nucleotide messenger RNA. RefSeq lists its product as uncharacterized. The record is from RefSeq and is a predicted model, not a curated record. NCBI's taxonomy places the organism in Eukaryota, Fungi, Basidiomycota, Tremellomycetes, Trichosporonales, Trichosporonaceae. Gene Ontology annotation, molecular function: nucleotide binding.